GUGCACUGAUGGGACUUCAAAAGGACAGACUAACAGAGAGAGGGAUAAAUGUAGAGAGAGGGGGAGAAUAAUUUGUUUAUUUGUAAUGCAAAGUAGGAGCUGAAAGAGCUGAGAGUCAUCCAUCUCAGGUAGUGAGAGGAGGGAGUUCUGCCGCUCACUUCUCCUUCCACCAUCACCAUUUCUGCUUCUGUCAUCUUUUCUUGUAGCAGAACUCAAGGUUUCCAGUCCCCCAACCAUAUCUGUAAUCUCUGUACCCCACCCGCACAUGCAUAUACUCCAUAUAUAAAUGCUGAAAGACUGACAUAGACAGAGAGAGAGAGAUUAAGGCCUGACAAUUGCAGAUUGCGUGUGUGACUCUGAACUGCACAACUUGGUUCUACUCUCUGGUGAAGAAUCUUCGGAAUUUCUGAGUUUUCUCUUCUUCCCGAGUUUUGAAAAUUUUGAUCUUUCUCUGAUUCCUGGGAAGCUGAUGAGAUCUGAAGAGCACUGAGGAAGUGGAAGUUCUUUUGGGAUAAGUGCAGCGAAUCAUCAUCUUUAGUUUUAAGCAGGAAAUGCGGUUGGUUUAUGUCCUUAGCUGAUGCUGAAUGAACUAACACGCUUUAAUUGGAUGAGGAUUUGAUUUGAGAUUCUGUUUUCUAUCUUUGGUUCAGCGGAAAUUAAAUGAAGCUUUCUUCUGCUUGUUUCAAUCAGCAGUCUCCUCAAGAAGGGGAGAAGAAAUGUCUGAAUUCAGAACUGUGGCAUGCCUGUGCUGGUCCUCUUGUAUCUUUACCUGCUCUGGGGAGCAAAGUGGUGUAUUUCCCACAAGGCCAUAGUGAACAGGUUGCUGCAUCUACAAACAGGGAAGUUGAUGCUCAUAUUCCCAAUUACCCAAGCUUACCUCCACAACUUAUCUGCCAGCUACAUAAUGUUACAAUGCAUGCUGAUGUAGAGACUGAUGAAGUUUAUGCUCAAAUGACAUUGCAACCUCUAAGUCCGCAAGAGCAAAAGGAUGCUUCUUUUCUUCCCAUGGACAUGUGUACCCAAAGCAAACAGCCAACAAACUACUUCUGCAAAACACUUACAGCGAGUGAUACUAGUACUCAUGGUGGAUUUUCAGUUCCUCGCCGGUCAGCAGAGAAAGUGUUCCCUCCACUGGACUUCUCUCAGCAGCCUCCCGCACAGGAGCUUAUUGCAAGGGACCUUCAUGACAAUGAAUGGAAGUUCAGACAUAUUUUCCGCGGCCAGCCAAAACGACACCUUCUCACCACUGGUUGGAGCGUGUUUGUGAGUGCUAAAAGACUUGUUGCUGGUGAUUCAGUCAUUUUUAUCUGGAAUGAGAAGAACCAAUUGCUUCUUGGUAUACGACGUGCCAAUCGUCCACAAACAGUGAUGCCAUCUUCAGUCGUAUCAAGUGACAGCAUGCAUCUCGGCCUUCUUGCUGCUGCCGCCCAUGCAGCUGCAACUAACAGCCGUUUCACCAUCUUUUACAAUCCAAGGGCUAGCCCCUCAGAAUUCGUUGUGCCUCUUGCCAAAUAUGUUAAGGCUGUUUACCAUACCCGAAUUUCUGUUGGCAUGCGCUUCAGGAUGCUAUUUGAAACUGAAGAGUCUGGUGUUCGGCGCCAUAUGGGGACAAUAACCGGAAUAAGUGAUUUGGAUCCUUCUCAUUGGCCAAACUCGUAUUGGCGCUCUGUCAAGGUUGGGUGGGAUGAAUCAACAGCUGGAGAUAGGCAACCAAGAGUAUCCCUUUGGGAAAUUGAACCUUUAAUUACAUUCCCAAUGUAUCCAUCUCCCUUUCUCAGACUCAAGCGACCAUGGCCCCCAGGACUCCCAACCUACAAUGGGAUCAAGGAAGAAGAUAUGAUGAUCAAUUCUCCCCUGAUGUGGAUGCGUGAUGUGGGAGAUCGUGGGAUGCAGCCUAUGAAUUAUCAAGGAAUGGGGAUGGCACCUUGGAUGCAGCAGCCCACCUUCCCGAUGCUAGGCAUGCAAAAUGAUGUUUAUCAAGCCAUGGCCGCUGCUGCUCUUCAGGAGAUGCGGGCUGUUGAUCCUUCCUCCAAACACACCCAAUCCCCACUCAUGCAAUUCCACCAGACAAACGGCCUACCCCAAAGGUCUGCUGCUCCCCUAAUGCAUCAGACACAACAUAUGUUGCAACACUCUCAACCACAGCCAACAUAUAUCCCUGAUUCCCAGUCCCUACUUCUCCAGCAACAGUUUCAACUCCAAAAUUCAUUCAACAAUUCUCUUCAGCAGCAACAGGUUUCGGGCAUGGGGUCCGUCAUGUCCCCAUUAGCUUCAAGCUCACAGUGUCAGUCACCCUCACUACAAACAAUAUAUUCCAUGCAGCAACAACAACAACAGCAAGGAUUUUCUGACCCCUCUGCCAACCCUAUGGUCAAUCCACUCCAGUGUCUGGUUUCCCAAUAUGAAACAGCACAAAUUAUAAACGGGUCGAGACCAGGUAACCUGAUGUCCCCAACUAGCUGGCCGCCAAAGAGUAUUGCAAUUGACCCUGUCACAUCUCAAAACAUGGGUAUGUCCCAGAAUGUGGCCUCUUAUCCUUCUUCGUUCCCUGGUAGAGUGUGUUCUGAAGACCAAGAAGGGGGAAACAACAGUGACCCUCAAAACCACCUUCUGUUUGGGGUUAAUAUAGAAUCGUCAUCUCUCCUAAUGCAGAAUGGGAUGUCGUCAAACAAGGGAGUGGGGAGCAUUUGUGAUUCCACAACUGUGCCGUUUGUCACCUCAAGUUACAUGAGUAAUUCCGGAAAUGAUUUUGCUAUGAACUCUGGAAUGACACCUCCUGUUUGCAUCGAGGAGUCCAGUGUCAUGCAGGCUUCGGAGAAUCUGGGCCCAGAAAACCCACCAAACAAAACCUUUGUUAAGGUUUGUAAGUCGGGGUCCUUGGGAAGGUCACUAGACAUCACCAAGUUUAGCAGUUACCAAGAGCUGCGCAGUGAACUUGCUCAGAUGUUCGGCCUUGAAGGCUUACUGGAGGACCCUUUAAGAUCAGGCUGGCAGCUUGUAUUUGUUGAUCAGGAGAACGAUGUUCUUCUGCUCGGAGAUGAUCCUUGGCCCGAGUUUGUGAACAGCGUAUGGUGCAUCAAGAUACUGUCUCCUCAAGAGGUGCAGCAAAUGGGGAAGCAUGGCCUGGAGCUUCUAAGCUCCAUUCCUGUGUCUAGGAUGUCUAGCGGCAGUUGUGACGACUUUGGAAGCUCACCGGAAUCAAGGAAGAUGAUUAGUGGCAUGGCGUCUGUUGGUUCUCUUGAUUAUUAAAAUUUUAUUCUGUUGGUUAUUACUAGUCCGAGCAUUUCCUUGUUCAUUGCUUAACUAUUAGCUUAAGGUUCCAAAGUUCUGUAGCUUAAGAUUCUUUUGAAAACCAUUCAGAAGUUAUUUCCAAGACAUUUUGUGAUUGUAUUGUUCCAAGGAAUAGACAAAAGCGGUGUCUAUUAGGUAAUUUGAGUUGUAAAGUAUUAUGGUUUUCAUUCCUAAUCAGAGGAUCCCUAGCAAUCUAAUUUUGAUGUGAAAAAAUUGACAUCCAGUACAC
Cuscuta epithymum is the source of this 3520-nucleotide messenger RNA. The record is from the annotation of a GenBank genome assembly. NCBI's taxonomy places the organism in Eukaryota, Viridiplantae, Streptophyta, Magnoliopsida, Solanales, Convolvulaceae.